CCCCGCGGGAACGCGCCCCGCGGUACGGCGGGGGCGGGGGUGCCGGGGAGGUGAUACGCGCGGGAGCGCGCCUGCCUCGGCUUUUCUCGCUGGGCUGCUGAGCGCGGAGGAGGAGGAAGAGCGCGGCCCCGGGUAUCCCUCGACCCUCUUCCCAAGCGAAGGGGCUGCAUCUUCCCGCAAGGCAGUAACAUCCUGUCAUACAGAGGAUAAGAAAGAAGGAAAAGUAAAAAGAGAAACCAUCCUGCUUUGAAGAUUUUUGUACAAAGGUGUUGCUUGAGAGGCGAGUGGGCAGUCCCUUUGUAUUUUCAUUGAAGGAUCAAUAUUUCAAGAUGUGCAAAGGAGAGGGGUCUGACUGACAAGCUGCCUUGAUGCACUGUUAUUCUAACUAUGACUGGAUUGACUGAACAUUGCCUCAAAGACACUAUCCUAGGCUACCUAGUCUGAUGAAGUUGGACAUCAUUCUUCAAGUGUGAUUUACUCAAUACCUGAAAUCAUGAUGAAAAAGAAGAGCGUAUCUGCAAGAAAAGCUUCCUUGGUCCUCUUUUUGUGCCAAAUGAUUUCUGCAUUGGAUGUACCUCUUGACUCAAAACUCCUAGAAGAAUUGUCACAACCUCCUACGAUAACUCAGCAAUCUCCAAAAGAUUACAUUGUUGACCCCCGAGAGAAUAUUGUAAUACAGUGUGAAGCAAAAGGAAAGCCACCUCCUAGCUUCUCCUGGACACGCAAUGGAACUCAUUUUGAUAUAGAUAAAGAUGCACAGGUAACAAUGAAACCAAAUUCAGGCACUCUUGUCAUAAAUAUUAUGAAUGGUGGGAAGGCAGAAGCAUAUGAGGGAGUAUACCAGUGUACAGCAAGGAAUGAACGAGGAGCAGCCGUUUCCAACAAUAUCGUUAUAAGGCCUUCUAGAUCCCCAUUGUGGACAAAAGAAAAACUAGAGCCUAACCAUGUCCGAGAAGGUGAUUCGCUAGUACUACACUGCAGACCUCCCGUUGGCUUACCACCACCUAUAAUAUUUUGGAUGGAUAAUGCUUUCCAAAGGCUGCCUCAAAGUGAAAGAGUUUCCCAAGGUCUAAAUGGAGACCUAUAUUUUUCUAAUGUACAACCAGAAGACACCCGGGAGGACUACAUCUGCUAUGCAAGAUUUAAUCAUACACAAACUAUACAGCAGAAACAGCCCAUUUCUGUAAAAGUCUUUUCAAUGGAUUCAUUGAAUGACACUAUAGCUGCUAAUUUGAGUGACACUGAUAUUUUUGGUGCAAAGCCAGUGACAGAGAGACAGCCAGUUCUUCUAACACCAACAGGUAGCACAAGUACCAAAGUGGAACUCAGAGGAAAUGUGCUUUUGUUGGAGUGCAUUGCAGCAGGAUUACCCACACCGGUAAUUCGCUGGAUUAAAGAAGGUGGGGAACUGCCAGCCAACAGGACCUUUUUUGAAAACUUUAAGAAAACUCUCAAGAUUAUAGAUGUUUCUGAAGCUGACUCUGGGAACUAUAAAUGUAUAGCAAGAAACAGAUUAGGUUCUGCUCAUCAUGUCAUUUCAGUGACUGUGAAAGCUGCCCCAUACUGGAUAACAGCACCCAGAAACUUGGUCUUGUCUCCUGGAGAAGAUGGGACAUUGAUCUGCAGAGCUAAUGGCAACCCAAAGCCUGAUAUAAGCUGGUUAGCAAAUGGCGUCCCCAUAGCAAUUGCUCCAGAAGAUCCUAGCAGAAAGGUAGAUGGUGAUACCAUUAUCUUCUCACAUGUGCAAGAAAGGUCGAGUGCUGUAUAUCAAUGCAAUGCUUCUAAUGAAUAUGGAUACCUGCUAGCAAAUGCAUUUGUGAAUGUUCUAGCUGAGCCACCACGAAUUCUAACUCCUGCUAAUAAACUGUAUCAAGUCAUCGCAGAUAGUCCUGCGUUGCUAGACUGUGCUUAUUUCGGUUCACCUAAACCUGAAAUUGAAUGGUUUAAAGGAGUGAAAGGCAGCAUCUUGCGUGGAAAUGAAUAUGUUUUCCAUGAUAAUGGAACCUUGGAGAUUCCAGUGGCUCAAAAGGAUAGUACUGGUACAUACACAUGUGUAGCAAGGAAUGAAUUAGGAAAGAUACAAAAUGAGGUGCAUCUGGAAGUUAAAGAUCCCACAAUGAUAAUUAAACAGCCAGAAUACAAAGUGAUUCAGCGGUACGGCCAAGCUUCAUUUGAGUGUGUAAUAAAACAUGAUUCUACCUUAUUGCCAACAAUAAUAUGGUUAAAGGACAACGCUGAGCUGCCAGAUGAUGAAAGGUUUCUAGUUGGUAAAGACAACUUGACCAUUAUGAAUGUAACUGAUAAAGAUGAUGGAACAUACACUUGCAUAGUUAAUACUACUCUGGACAGUGUUUCAGCAAGUGCUGUGCUUACUGUUGUUGCUGCUCCCCCAACUCCAGCUAUCAUUUACGCUCGACCAAAUCCACCCUUUGACUUGGAAUUGACAGGUCAGCUAGAAAGAAGCGUUGAACUCUCAUGGAUACCAGGAGAUGAAAAUAACAGUCCCAUUACAAACUUUGUGAUUGAAUAUGAAGAUGGGCUGCAUGAACCAGGGGUAUGGCAUUACCAGACGGAAGUUCCUGGAACUCAGACAACAGUACAAUUGAAGUUGUCUCCGUAUGUCAACUACUCAUUCCGUGUGAUAGCUGUCAAUGAGAUUGGCAGAAGUCAGCCGAGUGAACCAUCUGAGCAGUACCUGACAAAAUCUGCAAACCCUGAUGAAAAUCCUUCUAAUGUACAAGGGAUAGGCUCAGAACCUGAUAACUUGGUAAUAACAUGGGAGUCUUUGAAAGGUUUUCAGUCUAAUGGACCAGGGCUUCAGUACAAAGUCAGCUGGCGUCAGAAGGAUGUUGAUGAUGAGUGGACAUCUGUUAUAGUUGCAAAUGUAUCUAAAUAUAUUGUGUCUGGUACACCAACUUUUGUUCCCUAUGAAAUAAAAGUACAAGCUUUAAAUGACCUUGGAUAUGCACCAGAGCCAUCAGAGGUGAUUGGACAUUCAGGGGAAGACUUGCCAAUGGUUGCUCCAGGCAAUGUACAAGUUCAUGUCAUUAACAGCACGUUAGCAAAGGUGCAUUGGGACACAGUUCCACUAAAAACUGUCCGAGGACACCUUCAAGGGUACAAAGUUUACUACUGGAAAGUACAGAGUCUGUCCAGAAGGAGUAGGCGGCAUGUAGAAAAAAAGAUCUUGACUUUCAGGGGAAACAAGACAUUUGGAAUGUUGCCAGGGCUGGAGCCCUAUAGUUCUUACAAGCUGAAUGUUAGAGUUGUUAAUGGUAAAGGAGAAGGACCAGCAAGCCCAGACAAACUAUUUAAGACCCCUGAAGGAGUUCCUAGCUCACCCUCAUUUUUGAGAAUUACAAACCCAACGCUGGACUCUCUGACUCUGGAGUGGGGUUCACCGACCCAUCCAAAUGGUGUUUUGACAUCGUAUAUACUGAAGUUUCAGCCAAUUAACAACACACAUGAAUUGGGUCCCUUGGUGGAGAUAAGAAUCCCUGCCAACGAGAGCAGCUUGAUACUGAAAAAUUUAAAUUACAGCACACGGUAUAAGUUUUACUUUAAUGCACAAACCUCAGUUGGAUCAGGAAGUCAGAUUACUGAGGAAGCAAUAACAAUUAUGGAUGAAGCUGGUAUUCUCCGUCCUGCUGUAGGUGCAGGCAAAGGAUAUUCAGAAAUCCUUUUUGCAACCUCCCCAGUCAUGCACUCUGUCCGUCCAACAUUCUAUAAGGUGCAACCACUUUACCCAAGGAUCAGAAAUGUUACCACAGCUGCCGCUGAGACCUAUGCCAAUAUCAGUUGGGAGUAUGAGGGACCAGAUCAUGCGAACUUUUAUGUUGAAUAUGGUGUAGCAGGCAGCAAAGAAGAUUGGAAAAAAGAAAUUGUAAAUGGUUCUCGAAGCUUCUUUGUCUUAAAGGGUUUAACACCAGGAACAGCAUAUAAAGUCCGGGUUGGUGCUGAGGGCCUGUCUGGUUUUAGGAGUUCAGAGGAUGUGUUUGAGACAGGUCCAGCAAUGGCAAGUCGGCAGGUAGACAUCGCUACUCAAGGAUGGUUCAUUGGUCUUAUGUGUGCUGUUGCUCUUCUCAUCUUGAUUUUACUGAUUGUUUGCUUCAUAAGGAGGAAUAAAGGUGGCAAAUACCCAGUGAAAGAAAAGGAGGAUGCACAUGCUGAUCCAGAAAUACAGCCUAUGAAGGAAGAUGAUGGAACAUUCGGGGAAUACAGGUCCAUGUCUGCUUGGACAGGAAAGAAACUGGACAAGGAAAAGAAAAGAAAAGGUAGCUGUGCCAAUUCUCCCGAAGCAGACCCUGUCUUUACCAAAGCAAAGUCUUUGAGAUCUGACAGAUCCAACUUCUUCAGAAGGUCAGGGGAUCAAUACUCCAGCACCAGAUCAGAGACCUCCUACAGCAGGAGGAGGGCUAGGCAGUCACCAGAGCUUGCAAGGGUUAGUUCUGUCUCUGCUUCCCUCUGCCAAGAGGAAAAGAGGUCAGACUCACGGAAGUACAGGCAUGGCUGUAGACGUCACGCUUCUGAGCAACAGCUAAUGGGGUCGGAGGAGGGCUCAGAUUCUCAGGCAGGACAGCCAUCCCCUUUCCAGCAACCUCUCAGCUCCAACUCAAUUCAUGGCUCACUGGCAAGGCAGCAUUCCUCUCUCCAGCACUGGUUCAGACGGACCCCAGACUACAGCUCAGAUUCAGAAGACACUCAGACCUCCUACCACCAGAAGGUAAGACCUUCUACUGCUACUCACUUCUCUGAAUCUGAAAAGAAUUCAUUAAUGAAAUCUGUAAUUUUGCCUGAGCUAGCUACUGUCCUAAAGGAUGCGUUGACGGCAGCCAGGCAAAGUAUAACCUCUGUGGCACAGGCUAGGUCCCUUUCAGUAAGGCGUCCCAGGGUACCAAUUACAGAAGUACCAGUGGUUCCUCUGGAAGCAACUGUGAGCAGUUCCCAAACUUUUGAGUCUGACCAUAUGAACAGUUUAAAAGAUCAAACAGCCUCUAGGAAGGAGAAAUCUAAGCCUUAUAGGGCCUUGGAUGUUGAGUCAUCCCCUGAAGAUUGGGAGGUGUCAUCUGAGUCCCCUACAGAAGACCAAGAAGGACCAAAUCCUCUGCGUAAAUUUGACAUCAAGAAUCAGAAUUACCUGUUCAAGCACAUAAAGAGAGUGUUAAUGCUGAAAUCUUCCAAACUGGAAUGUGCUUCAGAAGAACUGCUUCUCCCCUCUGAAGAAGACGAGGUAGAUAAUGCACUUCCUAUUGAUUCAGCAGUAGAAGAUCUUGUGUGCAGGAUUUGGGAUAAUCCGGAGGCAAAGCACGAAGCCCCAGCAGUCCUGCGUAAGCUUUAUCCUUUUCCAGUGGAUAAAGCUGCUUUGUGGGGGACCUUGCCACAGGUAGACAGAGCAUUGGUUACUGGUGAUUCUGUUCUAUCAGUGCCUGCUAAUAUGGAUGCUCUCCUUAAAGAUCCUACUGAUAGAAAGGUUGAGGAAGCAAUUAAAAGAUGUUUCAAGCUAGCUGCAGCCCAGCUUGGGGUAUCUAUCUACUGCACUUACGCUUCCAGAGCGUUACUAAUAUGGUUGAAGGAGGAACGAGCCAGAUGCAAAAAGAAGUGGGUCCCAUCUGGUGCCACGCAGAGGAAGCGCAGGCUAUGUAAAACUGCAGCUAAUUUUAUCCAUGAUGCAGCUGAGGAUUCUCUUAGACUCACUGUUAAAAGCAUGGCAUGCCUCACUGUAGCCUGGAGAGCUGUAUGGCUGCGUCCUUGGACCUCAUCACUUGAUCUAAAAUGUAAACUGCUGUCUCUGCCAUACACGGGUGGCAAGCUGUUUGGUGAACCCUUGGUCCAGAUCAUGAAGGAUUUCUCAGAAUACAAACACUCCUUACAUCGGCUGAAAAAAAAGAGGUCUGUUGGAAGCUCCUCAUUUCCUUAUCCCCACAAGUGCCUCAGCUCAUAUCGUUCUCCUCCCAGGUUUAAAGGAGGGAAGGGCAAGUACAAGGUCUCACAGUCAUUUCAUGCCAAGUACGAAAGGACAUCUCACUUUCAGAGAGACGCCAGACCAUCAAGAGCAACUUUCUAAGAUCACAAGUUUGCUUCCUCCUUUCUCAGGAACUGCCAGGAGUGAAAGAGUUGGGAAUUUAUACUUGAAUAGACUUCAGUAUUUCUGGUCUUCAACUAAGUCCACAGCUUAGAAAAUUAGUUGCUUCACAAGAAGAUUUAAAUAAUUGAAUUCUUUAAAUCUUAAUGACUAAUUAAGAUAUUCUAGAGAAGUCAUAGCUCCCAGUUUGAGGGGAGAUUUUAUUGCAUUCAAUUUCUAGGCUUCCCAGUACUCUUGGGAUGGCUCCUGGGAUGUUUGAAGUUUUGCACUCUUCAGCUUCAUCUAGGAGCAUACUUUGUGCAGAACCAGCCAACACUGGAUUUUCCUGCCCUGUCAGUCUCACGAAUGCAGUAAUGCUUC
Molecule: messenger RNA, 6442 nt
Organism: Dryobates pubescens (Downy woodpecker)
Lineage: Eukaryota; Metazoa; Chordata; Aves; Piciformes; Picidae
Gene: NRCAM
Product: neuronal cell adhesion molecule
Exons: 34
Coding region: 494-6064 (1856 amino acids)
Biological process (GO): brain development; cell-cell adhesion
Molecular function (GO): cell-cell adhesion mediator activity
Source: RefSeq, a predicted model, not a curated record